This is a messenger RNA of Malaya genurostris, 721 nucleotides long. RefSeq lists its product as uncharacterized. The record is from RefSeq and is a predicted model, not a curated record. Lineage: Eukaryota; Metazoa; Arthropoda; Insecta; Diptera; Culicidae. The transcript is spliced from 3 exons. Bases 159 to 467 code for a protein of 102 amino acids.
ACGCCGGUCGGUUGUUUUGUUGAACGGCCGCAAAGUGCUCACGUAAUUUCGGGAAUUUUGACUCAAACUUGAAUAUAUUCUUAAAUUGUCGUGAGUUUUACAAACUAACUGAUUGCUACAGGUGAUCAGGUUAGUUGUUUUUGGUACAUACCUUUGUAAUGGGAGGCGUUGAUACUAGCAAACGGAAGCCACGACAAACCAAGGGAACGGUCAUUAACCAGACACGGAAUCGUUUCGCGUGGAUAGUUCUAGCUUUAGGAACGACGAGUUUUGCUGUUUACUACUCCGUUUUAAAUUUUUUCGGAGGACAACAACUGAAGGACCGAAUUCACAAAGAUUUCUUUGAGCCAACGGAAGAGGAAAUAGAUCGUAAGAAUUUGAUGCGCUUUAGUCUGUUGGCUCCACAUCGAGGUGAUACCAUCCGGAAGUUUCUUGAAGAGGAGAAGAUUGACCGUAGCCAAAAGUAACGGAUUCUUGUAGUAUGGCUAGCACUAGUAAAAUUAAGUACGCAAAGUUGAGACUGUUCAAAACGGCUCCCGCAGUCUGUGGGAGUCAGACCGAAGCAUCGAAAGAAUAUGGAACUCUUUCAUUUCAGAGAAAUUUCGAAUAGUCCUCCAAAAAAGUCGAUCCAGCAAAUGGAGCAAGAAGUCAUCGAUUUAGUGGAGGAUGAAGGUCCGAACGAGCAAGAAGAAGAGCCCAUUUUGAAACGAACACGUCUCGG